Messenger RNA from Desarmillaria tabescens, 1404 nucleotides. RefSeq names its product nucleophile aminohydrolase. The transcript has 6 exons. Gene Ontology annotation, cellular component: proteasome core complex. Lineage: Eukaryota; Fungi; Basidiomycota; Agaricomycetes; Agaricales; Physalacriaceae. The record is from RefSeq and is a predicted model, not a curated record. Bases 161 to 928 code for a protein of 255 amino acids.
GAAAAACUUCGGAGGAAAGACUUUCCCACGGUCGACGCGCGUCCUCAAAAUUACCUUUUGGAUCCUUUCUCUAUCCCUCCCGCCACCCUUCUCCAUUACCUUCCCAUUAUCUCUCUACGACCUGUCAUAUACUACUAUUUAACGUUAUAUACGUUGAGGAAUGCCCGACAUGGUCUCAAUGCCAGUAGCUCAACCCCAGGAACGUCAGUUCAACCCAUACAGUGAUAACGGUGGGACGAUUCUUGCCGUCGCUGGUGCAGACUUCAGCGUCAUUGCUGGUGACACUCGGCAGAGCGAAGGAUACAGCAUCCAGACGCGGUAUGCUCCCAAAGUGUUCAGAUUAACGGACAAAGCGGUGUUAGCAGUGAACGGGUUCGCAGCCGAUGGGAACAUGUUCGUGAAGAAAGUCAAACAACGUCUGGAGUGGUAUCGUCAUGCCCAUUCCAAAGAUAUGCCUUUGCGUGCGGUCGCGCGCCUCAUCCAAUCUAUGCUCUACGCCCGACGAUUUUUUCCUUACUACGUGUACAAUAUUCUCGGAGGUAUCGAGGAAGACGGUUCGGGUGCAGUUUACUCCUUCGACCCCGUGGGCUCGUACGAGCGUGAAGCAUGCCGUGCAGCUGGCGCAGCAUCUUCACUUGUGCAACCCUUCCUGGACAACCAGAUCUACUUCAAGAAUCAGACUCCGGCGCCUGGGACGUCACACCCGGCACACUUAUCCUUGACGGACGUACUCGCACUCGUGAUUGAUUCGUUUACCAGUGCAACAGAACGGCAUAUCGAGGUCGGAGAUGGUCUUGAGAUGUACGUCGUUCUGGCGAAAGGAAGCCCCCUUCAGGGUCUGGAAUUGGUUCAAGGGGUCCAAGAAAUGUCAACUACCACAGAUGGCGAGCGCGUCUUUAUCGUCCGGAGAAACUUGAAGAGGGAUUGAUUGUUUAUCUCGCACCCUGUAAUAAAACCGCGUUUCCUAUCUCUGUUCUUUCUUAUCUUCUGCUCCGCUCAUGCUCAGACUCCACUUUCUUUUCGGUGGAUACGGUUUUACGUUCAGUAUUCGGACUUUACUCAUGACCUUGUUUCUAUUUUAGCCGCGUUGUAUAGACUUGUGCAUGCGUUUUGUUCAUAUCUUGUUAUUUACUGUAUCGUCGGUUUGUAGAAGUUGUUAAAAAAUCGAACAUUGCAUACUUACAAUAUGUAUAUGUACUUUCUGAUCGUGUGCAGGACUGAUGGGGCUUGUUUAUCAAGAUAAAUUACGCCGACUUUCAAUUUGACGAUGUUAAAAAAGUCUAUGUUGAUGACCUGUAGCUAGGCGAAGACUCGGAAGCACAGUAGGGCUUGAUAUGUAUGUAGAUGGCCGUGCCGUAUUUCUCCAUCAAGUGUAUUCAUGAGCCAACAAACAAUCAGCGAAAA